AUGCCGCAGCCACCAACAAUUCCUUUGCCGCAAGCCGAUCAGCUCGCACUCAUGGACGCCAUGGUGCUGUGCUAUACUGGGGCGAUGAUCGCUGACACAGAACGAACGAUACUAAACAGACUGAGCAUGGCUGGACAAAUACCAGGCCCUCGCGGCCUGCCGCUGCUCGGCAAUCUACUUGAUGUUGACUUUGAAGUGCCUCUAGCGGGCAUUGAACGACUUGCGGAUCAGUAUGGACCGAUCUACCAGAUGACGAUAAGAGGCAAACGGCAGGUUGUGUGCAGCAGUGCAGCACUGAUGGAGGAGUUGACGGACGAAAAGCGUUUCGUGAAAGUUCCACCUGGAGCGAUAACCGAAGUCGAUGGACCAAGGGGACUAUUUGCUGCCACGAACGAAGAUCCGGACUGGCACCAAGCUCAUCGUAUCCUGAUGCCGAGCUUUUCGACGAUGGCCGUCCAGGGCAUGUUCGAUGGCAUGAAGGAUAUCGCGAAUCAACUCAUCCUCAGCUGGGCUCGGAAAGGUCCUGAGAAUGUCAUCAACGCACCCAAGGAUUUCACCAAGCUCACACUGGACACUAUUGCAUUAUGUACUAUGGACUAUCGCUUCAAUUCGUUCUACCAGGACACGAUGCAUCCUUUCAUCGACGCCAUGGUGAAGGUACUUGUCGAGAAUGGCAACCGGUCAACGCGCCCCGGCUUCCUCAACAAGGUCAUGCUGCGCAAAGAGAAGGAGCACGCAGAGCGAAGGCUGUAUCUUCGUAAGGUCGGUCUUGACAUCGUUGAGAAUCGUCGACAGAACCCAAAGGAGGGUAAGGAUGUGCUGAACACGAUGAUCUACGGGAAAGACCCAAAGACAGGACAGGUCAUGCGAGAUGAGUUGAUUUCUGAGCAGAUGUUGACGUUCCUGAUUGCAGGACAUGAGACGACCUCAGGAUUGCUGUCUUUCGCCUUCGCCGAGAUGCUCAGAAAUCCAGAGACCUACUUCAAGGCCCAGGCAGAGGUCGAUCGUGUGGUCGGACAGCGAGCCAUCCAAUUCGAGGACAUCAAAGAUCUACAUUAUCUCAAUGCCGAAGCAUCAAUCGUGACGCUAGAUGGAUAUGUCGUCAAGCCGGAAGACAGGAUCAUCGUCAUGUUGGCUAAAGCUCAGCGAGAUCCGAAGGUAUGGGGCGAUGACGCCGAUCAGUUCAAGCCAGAUCGCAUGUUGGAUGAGAACUUUGAGCGAAUCUCAGCCCAGUUCCCCGGAUCGUGGAAGCCGUUCGGCAAUGGUCGUCGCGCAUGUAUUGGACGACCUUUUGCCUGGCAGGAGGCACUCCUUGUCACAGCAAUGGUUCUACAAAGCUUUGAUGUGAAGCUCGAGGAUCCGUCCUACAACAUUCCCGUAAAGCAGACGCUGACGCUGAAGCCUGAUAAUUUCAAGAUCAGAGUCGCACCACGAGAUGGCCAGACCGCAACUGACGUGGAUCAAUUCAUCCACACAGGCAAAGCUACUACCACAAACAAGGACACUCGCUCCAACGGUGCUGCUGCCAGCAAUGGUACGGUCAGACGGCCCCUGAAGAUUCUGUACGGAUCCAACACGGGCACAUGUCAAGCACUGGCUCAAAGAGCAGCCUCAGAUGCUGCAAGUCUGGGCUUUGCUGCAGAGAUCUCCGACAUGGACAGCGCGACUGGCCCGAUGUCCUCCAAGAAUGGACCCGUCGUGAUCUUCACGUCUUCGUACGAAGGCGAGCCACCUGAUAACGCUGCGAGGUUCAUCGAGUGGCUACAAACAUGCUCGAAUACGUCGUUGUCUGGGGUCGAAUUUGCUGUCUUCGGGUGUGGUCAUAGGGACUGGGUCCGCACCCUACAUCGCAUUCCGAAGCUCACUGAUGAGCUGAUGGCCAGAGCUGGAGGAAAGCGCAUGGCUCAGGCGGGCUUCACUGAUGUCGCCAAGGGCAAUGUCUACGGCGACUUUGAAGAGUGGCUCGACGCUACUCUGUGGCCUGCACUCCGUUCUACAGGAAGCGUCGAUAGCGAUGAAGGUCUCCCUGGGCUCGACUUCGAGCUCUCUACAGAUGCACGAGCUACGGCUCUUCGCUUCGACGUGCAGCCAGCCACUGUGAAAGCCAAUAACAGGCUCACUUCCGGGACUGAGCCCGAGAAGUAUCACCUCGAAAUCAAUCUGCCGUCCAACACCACCUACGAGUGCGGUGAUUACCUUGCGAUACUUCCGCAGAACUCCGACCUUGCCGUCAAAGAAGCAAUGUCGAUCUUCAACCUACCUUGGGACAGUGUCAUCACUCUCAAAGGCAACGGCCCUUCCUGCAUCCCCCUAAACACCCCAAUGCCGGUCUCCGAGAUCCUUCGCUCCUACGUCGAGCUAUCCCAACCAUGCACCAAAAAGACCAUCCGCUUGCUAGCUUCACACAGUCACGAUAGCCACGUCCGCAACCACCUCAGCUCGCUCGCCGCGAAUGACGCCCUGUACACUGCCGAGAUCACCAAGAAACGCGUAUCCCUCCUUCACCUCUACGCCCAAUACUCGACUUCGAUUGCCCUCCCCAUCGGCACGUUCCUGUCCCUCCUCCCUCCGCUCCAAGUCCGCCAAUACUCCAUCUCCUCCUCUCAACUCGCCCACCAGGGUACCUGCACGCUCACGUACGGUGUCCUCGACACCACAUCCUUGAUUGACCCCACGCUACGGUUCCAAGGAGUCACGUCGAACUACCUCCGCAGCCUCCAGCGCGGCGACACGAUCCAUGUUGCUGUCCGGCCUGCCGCCAAAAAGUCCUUCCGCUUGCCCCUCGACAUUGAAAGCACGCCCAUGCUCAUGUUUGCGGCCGGCACAGGCCUCGCUCCCUUCCGUGGCUUCUGCCAGCAGCGCGCAAUCCUGGCUGCCAGCGGCCGGAAGUUGGCUCCAGCAAUGCUGUUCUUAGGUUGUCGAUCCCGCACGACAGAUCGACUGUAUGCUCAGGAGAUGGAUCGGUGGGUGGCGGAUGAGGUUGUGGAUGUGAGGUAUGCAUUCUCGCAGGAGUCGGAGUGGAGUGCCGGGUGCAGGUACGUCAAGGAGAGGGUGGUGAAGGAUCAAGAGGAGGUGAGAGGGCUGUGGAGGGAUGGGGCAAGGGUGUAUUUGUGUGGGAGCAGAGCGUUUGCCGAGGGGGUGAGGGAGGCAGCGGGGGAGAUCGUGAGAGGGUUGAUCAGGGAGAAAGCGGAUGGGACGAUAAGAAACGAGGCGGCACUGCAGGAGGUGGACCAGAGGUUCAAGGAGAUGUUGGUUGAGAGGGUUGCUAGUGAUGUCUUUGAUUGA
This is a messenger RNA of Cyphellophora attinorum, 3285 nucleotides long. RefSeq lists its product as uncharacterized. Gene Ontology annotation, molecular function: heme binding; iron ion binding; NADPH-hemoprotein reductase activity. Gene Ontology annotation, cellular component: cytosol. The transcript has 5 exons. Bases 1 to 3285 code for a protein of 1094 amino acids. The record is from RefSeq and is a predicted model, not a curated record. NCBI's taxonomy places the organism in Eukaryota, Fungi, Ascomycota, Eurotiomycetes, Chaetothyriales, Cyphellophoraceae.